This is a messenger RNA of Salmo salar (Atlantic salmon), 2935 nucleotides long. RefSeq names its product cyclin-Y-like protein 1. Gene Ontology annotation, molecular function: protein kinase binding. The record is from RefSeq and is a predicted model, not a curated record. NCBI's taxonomy places the organism in Eukaryota, Metazoa, Chordata, Actinopteri, Salmoniformes, Salmonidae. Gene Ontology annotation, biological process: regulation of cyclin-dependent protein serine/threonine kinase activity.
CUUUGGCUGGAGUGGGAAUCAGCUGUUAUCAGGCUAGCUAGUCGUCUCAAAUCUGAGCAUUAUACAUUUCUGUGUACGGUAAACGACCAUACCUGGAACAUUUGCUGAUGUGAAGGAAUUCGGCAUAUUAUCUGACUGCAAUGCAUCGCAAGAAUAGCUAAAUCAAGUGGACCGGCAUAAGUAGCCAGUUCGCUGAAGCCUGGAUUAGCGUUAGCCGGGUACAGGGCUAGUUAGCAAUAGCUUGCCAACUAGUUGCUAGCAAACUACGUCUGGUUUAUGAAGACCAGAUUAAUGUUUUUAACGUUGUAUCAGCUGUCUAGCAGCUUCAGCUAGGCUUUUUAAAACCGAGUAACGCGUUGCCAUUAACGGUUAAACCGGCGUCCUAGCGUUGCCAGCCUUUAGAUUAGUUUAGUCGUCAAGCCUGUAUCUGGCCGACGUAUCAAUGCGCUACUCGCCAUGCCUUUGCGCACACGCCCUGAAAAUGAUAGGGAUUCAACUGUUCAGUUUGAAUUGUGUGUUGUAGAUAUGAACCCGGAUAUGUGGCUGCUACUCAUGUAUUUAAAUUUGAAUUUGUCAUUUUGAGACCAGACAUCACUGACAGAGGUUCUGUCUGAUGUUAUAGACGAGUGGACGGUUCUUUCAGAUUUCUGGGGUGUAGUCAGUGGUAGGACUUAAGCUAAUUGUUCAAUCAUGGGGGCUACAGUGUCAUGCUGCAUGUCCCCCGGUGGGAGUCCAAAGCUUGCGAGGAGAGCAGUCGAGCUCGACGACUACCCAAUAACCACCACUGGCGACGACGUAAGCGAGGACACGGGCACCUAUCUGCAGCACAUCAGCGAUAGAGAGGUCCCGGAUGAAUUGGCACAGGAGUCCAACCCAUCCGAUAAUGCCAGAGCCAGCACAAUCUUCCUCAACAAGUCGCAGACUGAUGUGCGGGAGAAAAGGAGAAGUAACUACUUAAGUAAUCAUCAUACGUCUCCUGGGUUAUCUAAAAAGUACAGCUCCUGCUCCACAAUAUUCCUUGAUGAUAGCACGGUCAGCCUGCCCAACCUGAAGAGUACGGUCAAAUGUGUCACGUUGGCUAUAUACUAUCAUAUAAAAAACAGGGAUUCAAACCGUUCUCUGGACAUUUUCGAUGAGAAGAUCCACCCAUUAACGAGAGAGAAGGUUCCAGAAGACUACUACAGCGUGGACCCUGAACACAAGCUCAUCUACCGCUUCGUCCGCACGCUCUUCAGCUCGGCCCAGCUGACUGCUGAGUGUGCCAUCGUCACCCUGGUGUACCUGGAGCGUCUGCUGACCUAUGCAGAGAUGGACAUCUGUCCGUGCAACUGGAAGCGUAUCGUACUGGGCGCCAUCCUGCUGGCGUCCAAGGUGUGGGACGACCAGGCCGUGUGGAACGUAGACUACUGCCAGAUCCUCAAGGACAUCACCGUGGAGGACAUGAACGAGAUGGAGAGGCACUUCCUGGAGCUGCUUCAGUUCAACAUCAACGUGCCGGCCAGCGUCUACGCCAAGUACUACUUUGACCUGCGCUCCCUGGCCGACGACAACAACCUCAACUUCCCCCUGGAGCCACUUGACAACCAGCGAGCCACUAAACUGGAGGCUAUCUCCAGACUGUGUGAGGACAGAUACAAGGAUCUGGGCAAGGUGACCAUAAGGAGGUCCCUCAGCGCAGACAAUCUGGUGGGUGUCCGAACCACCCACGCUGUGCUGUCGUAAAGCUGGACCUGCUACACACACAGGACAGGCGGAGGAUGAGGAUGCACUGAAGGCCUUCCUAAACUAGACUCACUGGCACCAUCGACACACAGCGGGUCCCAAAUCACCCCCACCCCCAGAUCUGUAUGGUGGCAGCUCCACCACUGAUACCUACUCAUACACCCCAGAUCUGUAUGGUGGCAGCUCCACCACUGAUACCUACUCAUACACCCCAGAUCUGUAUGGUGGCAGCUCCACCACUGAUACCUACUCAUACACUCCAGAUCUGUAUGGUGGCAGCUCCACCACUGAUACCUACUCAUACACUCCAGAUCUGUAUGGUGGCAGCUCCACCACUGACACCUACUCAUACACUCCAGAUCUGUAUGGUGGCAGCUCCACCACUGAUACCUACUCAUACACUCCAGAUCUGUAUGGUGGCAGCUGCACCACUGAUACCUACUCAUACACUCCAGAUCUGUAUGGUGGCAGCUCCACCACUGAUACCUACUCAUACACCCCAGAUCUGUAUGGUGGCAGCUCCACCACUGAUACCUACUCAUACACCCCAGAUCUGUAUGGUGGCAGCUCCACCACUGAUACCUACUCAUACACUCCAGAUCUGUAUGGUGGCAGCUCCACCACUGAUACCUACUCAUACACUCCAGAUCUGUAUGGUGGCAGCUCCACCACUGACACCUACUCAUACACUCCAGAUCUGUAUGGUGGCAGCUCCACCACUGAUACCUACUCAUACACUCCAGAUCUGUAUGGUGGCAGCUGCACCACUGAUACCUACUCAUACACUCCAGAUCUGUAUGGUGGCAGCUCCACCACUGAUACCUACUCAUACACUCCAGAUCUGUAUGGUGGCAGCUGCACCACUGAUACCUACUCAUACACUCCAGAUCUGUAUGGUGGCAGCUGCACCACUGAUACCUACUCAUACACUCCAGAUCUGUAUGGUGGCAGCUGCACCACUGAUACCUACUCAUACACUCCAGAUCUGUAAAAAUCAAAGGGUUAGAGUGACUGACACCACACACUGACCAUGGUGACGAAGCCCCUAACUACCCUGUGGUGUAGUUUGGCACACGGACGGACAGAUAGUGACGUAGAAGGACGGUUUUCUUUGCUUACUGUGUAGGCCCUUUAGCUGUGAAAUGUAUCGGUUUUUAAUUGAACAUAUUUUCAGUUGCUGUUUAUUUCAAAUAAACCGUAAUAAACUAUCAAA